Molecule: messenger RNA, 1044 nt
Organism: Anthostomella pinea
Lineage: Eukaryota; Fungi; Ascomycota; Sordariomycetes; Xylariales; Xylariaceae
Source: the annotation of a GenBank genome assembly
AUGACCGUGUUCAAGACCGCUCUCGGAAGAACACCCCGCAUCGUCACCACCGCCACUACCCCGCGCAUUAGUAGCAGCAUCAGCAACACCAGCGCCCUCGUACUCGCCCGCCUCGCGUACAAGCAGCACCCCGCCAUGUCCGUCACGACCCAGCAAGAGGCCGCCUACAAGCGUAACCCGCACUCCGACUUCAAAGCCGUCGAGGCCUCGCGCCCAGCCUGGGACGCAUCGUCCACGUUCCGGUACACGCAGACGGUCGACCCGUCCUGGGCAUUUGGCGGCGGCGCCAAUGCGCUCCACGACUCCUCCUCCACCUCUUCCUCCUCCUCUUCCAAGAAACACAUCGCCAUCGACCCGUACGAACCAGGCCGUCCAGCGCCAUUCAACUACAAACUACUAAUCUCGUCGAUCGUGCCGCGGCCAAUCGGGUUCGUAUCAACAAUAUCGGCCGAGGGCAAGACCAAAAACCUGGCGCCGUUUAGCUACUUCAACAUGAUCAACCACGACCCGCCGCUCUUCGUGCUAGGAUUCGCCGGGUCCCUCGACUCCCCCAAGGACACGCUGCGCAACCUGCUCGACAGCCGCGAGUGCACCGUCAACAUCAUAUCCGAGAGCUUCAUCGAGGCCGCCAAUGCGACGAGCGUCGACGCGCCGUACGGGUCUUCGGAAUGGGACGUCAGCGGCCUCACACCCAUAAAUGACUGCGUCGACGUGAAGGCCCCGCGCGUGCGCGAGGCUGUGUUUAGUGUGGAGUGCCGCCUCGAGAGCGUCCGCGAGUUCGAGAGCCGCGCCACGCCGGGCAAGAAGACGGGCGCCAUGGUCGUGCUCGAGGGCACGCGCUUCUGGGUGCGCGAGGACGCUGUCAAUGAGGAGCGCAACAUGGUUGCGCCCGAGGUGCUGCGGCCCAUGAGUCGGCUCGGCGGCAUCUCGUACGGCCGCACGACCGAGGCGAUUGAGAUACCCCGGCCUGUAUUCGAGAAGGAUGUCGGGGGCGCCGAGGGCUUUGAGAAGUUGAGGAAGGCGGCGGAUGGGACGGGGAAAUGA